Molecule: messenger RNA, 398 nt
Organism: Angiostrongylus costaricensis
Lineage: Eukaryota; Metazoa; Nematoda; Chromadorea; Rhabditida; Metastrongylidae
Source: the annotation of a GenBank genome assembly
AUGCUUCGCUGGUGGAUUACACUGCUUUUGAUUGCACCGAUAUUCCAUCAGUGGUCCCACUUCCGGAAACUCCAUGGGUUGAGAAUUCAUUGCACGAAGAAAUCAAGGAAUGGGUACUAGCAACUUCGGUAGAUGACGGAAUAGCACGAGAUCUCAAACUCGACUCACGUGGUUUAUUUGAGGCCACCAUUGAAGUCAACGGACAAAGAUGGCCUGAAUGUAUAAUCACAGGUUAUCCAAUCACGAAGAGUCGCGUCGAGUUUGGAGAUCUCUGUGCGGACAAGGAUGAUUUUAAUCGAUUUCUGAUUGCCAUUAAAACUAACCCCACCGAUCAGCUUAUCAAUGUCCAAGAAUUCUUGUCUAAAUGGGCGAAUCAACCGUUGAACAUGUCAUUAUGA